GGGGCAUUACAAAAUGGGAAGUUUUCAGACUUCUGCAUUUUGCGCUCCCCACUCCCCUUUCUCUGCAACUGGCCUCUCUGCUGCCUUAUCUCUUCUCUACCCUUAAACAGCUCCCAAAAUUCCCGACCAAUCCCAAUCCACUAUGAGAGAAGACAAGGCCAUUUUACGCCUCCAAACCAUCCCGGGCCUCGCCCCUUUCGAAACGACGAAGAGUGAUGCGCCUCUCUACGCAAACGCCCGGCUCACUGACAAUUUCAACAACGGCUGUGGCAGUGCUUGUAAUUUCGCCUGUCUUUCGAUGGCAGAGAAGAGAGAACAGCAACGAGAUUUCGCGCCCACUCCAGCUCAGCUCCUCAACCAUCCUUUGGCUGCUCUAGCUUACGUCCCCAGAGACGCUGCCAUUUUCGCGGCUGGCGCCAUUGCUGGAGCCGCUGCUAAAACUGUCACUGCUCCGCUCGACCGUAUUAAGCUUCUUAUGCAGACUCAUGGUUUGAGAGCUGGGCAAGAGAGUGCAAAAAAGUCUAUUGGUUUUAUCGAGGCAAUUGUAUUGAUUGGGAAGGACGAAGGAAUUAAAGGAUACUGGAAGGGCAACCUUCCUCAGGUUAUAAGGGUUGUACCGUACAGUGCUAUCCAGCUUUUUGCUUAUGAAACUUAUAAGAAACUUUUCACGGGAAAAGAUGGUGAGCUUUCUGUUAUUGGGAGACUUGCUGCUGGAGCUUGUGCUGGCAUGACAUCUACUUUUAUAACAUAUCCGUUAGAUGUCCUCAGACUACGUUUAGCUGUUGAACCAGGGUAUCGGACAAUAUCUGAGGUUGCAUUGACCAUGUUGCGAGAGGAAGGUUUUGCUUCCUUUUAUUAUGGUCUUGGACCUUCUCUCAUUGGCAUAGCUCCAUAUAUUGCUGUGAACUUUUGCAUAUUUGACCUUGUGAAGAGGGCUUUGCCAGAAAAAUAUCGCCAAAAGACUCAAGCAUCUCUACUGACAGCUGUAGUGUCAGCUACUGCAGCUACUAUCACCUGCUAUCCUUUAGACACAGUAAGAAGACAAAUGCAAAUGAGGGGCACACCGUACAAAUCAGUUCUGGAAGCCAUUCCAGGUAUUAUUGAACGCGAUGGAGUUAUUGGCUUGUACAGAGGUUUUGUUCCCAAUGCAUUGAAAAACCUACCAAAUAGCAGCAUUAGGCUUACCACCUUUGACAUUGUCAAACGUCUAAUUGCGGCUAGUGAAAAAGAGUUUCAGAAAAUUGUAGACAAAAAUCGCCAGAAAGAAAAGCAGGAAACGAAUGUUGAACAAUCCUAAUUUGCAAGUCAUAGCAUUUUUACUGUUUGUUUACUGUCCAUUUUUUCUUCCAGAGCUUAUGUUCAGCUAGAAGUACCCAUUAUUUGUGAGAUUUACGGUUCACUAAGAUUAUCUUUAUGAUAUGUGAGAAUCGAAAGGUGCCAGCUAAUAUAUGUGCUUGGAUGGUUCCUAUUUAGCCAACGUUGCGGUAGUCAGGCUAGUUUUUUUCAAUUUUAGGUGGAACUGCAAUUUAAGUUUCGCCAUUAUGGUAGGAAACUUGCAUUACCAAGUAACCAUGUACUAUCUUACAUGAACGUUCUUGAGCUGCCAGUUAUUUGUUGAACUGGGGCUGUAUUAUUGUAUGACAAUUAUUUGUGCAAGUUAUUUUUGAGUUUCGUCUUUCGAAUUUGAAUGAUUUUUCAUGCCAUAUUUUACUUUUACAGGGGUAGUAGAACUUCAUUAAUAUUGUAAGGGGAUAAUUUGUAUUUUGAUU
This is a messenger RNA of Durio zibethinus, 1769 nucleotides long. Its product is annotated as putative envelope ADP,ATP carrier protein, chloroplastic. Lineage: Eukaryota; Viridiplantae; Streptophyta; Magnoliopsida; Malvales; Malvaceae. The record is from RefSeq and is a predicted model, not a curated record. Gene Ontology annotation, biological process: transmembrane transport.